Porites evermanni is the source of this 13553-nucleotide messenger RNA. NCBI's taxonomy places the organism in Eukaryota, Metazoa, Cnidaria, Anthozoa, Scleractinia, Poritidae. The record is from the annotation of a GenBank genome assembly.
AUGUGUCUGAUGUCGCCAGGAACGACCCUUCUUUGUGUUUUCAGUAUUCUGGUCGCUUUGUGUGGAGGUUUGGACCUUGAAGAUGCUGGUAAGUGAAUUCAGCUGGCCGAAGCAUGUUUACAAUCUUCAGACCCAAAAGCGCGUUUUUUGACACUGCUCUAAAAGGCUUUCUGUUUCAGCAGAGUACCUCACUUCGGGCUCAGAAUUGUGCUGUUUUUGAUUUCUGUGUACUCGUGCUAGGUAGAAAAUGGAUCUGUUGGUAGUUCUACAGCUUGUUUACUUGAGAGUCGGUGUUUUUUUUCCAGUUCGUUUAAACACCACGGGAAGCGAAUUGUAACACAAAGUUAAGCUCAAACAGUUUCAGCAACAGAGAUGAUAUUGAAAAUUCUUCGUGUUUUUGUCGCUUGAAACAAUAAGUUAAACAAGAAUAAGUGUAAAAGGUGAUAACUUUAUCUUUUUCUGACUAAUUUGCAAUAUUAAAGCACCGAGAGUUUUCUUUUGCGGCUCUCUACCUAGGCAAUGACAAACCAUGCGCCAUAUUGCAAAUAUUCACAGCAACAAAUUUGUGCGAAGAUUUGCAUUGCUUUUGCAAAACGUUUUGUCUUCGUACAGUCUUUCCACGUUUAAUUUUCUUUCGUUUACCUAUCGGGUACUGUGCUAGGGAAUGUGAACUGGAUUUCGAUCCUAUUUGACAAAGUAAAGUAGGUUGUCGCCAAACAAUGUCUUUUAUGUAUCUUCGGUUUCUUGUCAUAAAUUUUGCGAAACCUUCUUUUCUGUUGAAACAAUGCAUUCACGGGAUAUAGAACAUACUAAAAUACUUAUUUACGCCUUAGAUUUGCCGAAAGGUUUUCUCAGUUUGUUGGUUUUUUUAUGGGGCACAUGUAUGUAAAAUACUUUCAGAUAUCGACUUUUCGAGAUUUAGAUUACUUUGUAAUUUGCAUGCGUAACGACGCAGUUGGAAAGUUUAUUAAGCUUUCAUAACAGAAAUGCUUUCCUAGCUCGAUUGACUAAUUUUCACUUAAUCUGAUGUUUAAAUGCCUCCCAUUCCAAAUUUCAUCGAUGAAUGAUUCAUUUUCUUUCCUCUUUAUCUGUCAUUUUUAUUAAAGAACUUUAAAUACCAGCGUCAAACUAUUCGUUUCGACUGUUUUCGUCAUUUUUGCACAAAUCAUAAGUGUUUAUAUGUGCAAAUUAAAGUCAGACUACUUUUUAUUCAAGUAUUCAAGAAAAAACAAUAUCCGAUUAACUCCCAGACGAGGAAACUCGGUUAGUUGAAAUGUGGAAACAUGAUACAGCCAAACUAAAAAAGUACCCUGUCCAAUAUCUGGAAUUAGGAAACUCUUAGUUUCUCUUUGCUGGGGAAUUUUUUACAGUUACGCAAAGGAACAAAUUUAAUGCUGGGCUGUCAUUUUCAUUUGUGUCCCAAACGUUCUUCCUAAGAAUCGAACCUAAUAUUGUCAAAACGAUGUUAAAACGUAAGCUUUUAAAUGUUACAUGUUUGCAUGUACAUCAUCUUCUUGUUACAGUAAAUAUGGUAUAGAAUUUAGCUUUUUCAAAUUUUUCAACUUUUUUCUUUUGCCAAUGACGUGAUCCCCUAUAAACUGACAUACUAUGUCAUCUUCCCUCUUCAUAUCUACACCCUUUUUUGGGGGUCUUUCCGUAUAGUCAAAAAUAGCACUUAAAACGUAAAACCAUUUUUAACCAAAUGCAGCUAUCUAGUAUUUAAUGUACCAUGUCUCUUGCAAACAACCCUGUCCGUUGGUAAAACACUUGGACAUUGUAAGAAUUGAGAAUUAAUUGAUGCUUCAGGGUCUAUUUGGGUUGUACCCAGCCAUUAUUUUUAGCAUAUAAUAUAGUCAAGAUCCAAGUGUUCCUUUCCGCUUGACUUGGUCUUUUCAAUUUGAUUUUCAAAUAGCACUCCCUUUUAUUAGCCAAGCUUGAAAUUUAUUAAACAAGUUUUAUAGAAUCAAAUAUAUGGCUCUUGGUUUUUCAUUGCUGGUGAAUUUUUUUACAGUGGCAUGGUGUGGCAAAGUGCAAGAUUAGGCCUUUGGGUUAAUCCUUGAGCAUAAAAAAUAAAAUGUAAAUUCUCAGACAGUCGCUAGCAAAUCAAUGCUCACAUCUCAAGGCUUGAACAUUGAAAAUCGUAAGCUCAUUAAAUAUUUGUCUUCUGUACUCAAAACUCUUAGGAAGUGAAACUCUACUUGAGAAUAAUUAAUUUGAAAUUAUGAACAUAUGAAAAUCACGGUUGGUCGUGGUCGCUGAAUCUGUUCGUUUCAAACCUGUGAAAGGAUGAUGAUGAAAUUAUGAAUAUAUUAAAAUCAUAUAUGUGAACUGGGGAACCAAUUCAACGACCUGCUCCCAGUUGGCUUGUUAGCUUAAUUGGUACAGCGCUGCACUGGUAUUGCAGAGGACAAGGCUUCGAAUCCUGUACAAGCCUGAAUUUUCUUCAGGCUUUCUUUUCGCAGCUGCAUAAGUUGCAUAUACAACUUCGAUGAUCUUCCUUCAAAUAAUAAUUAUUUUAUUUUCCCAAGUAAAAACAAGUCAAGAGAGUUUUGAACUAAGAAAAUAAAUGAGCUUUUUGCUUAAUAGCAUUCAGGCUGUGCAUACAAGUGCUAUUUAUUUCAAAAGUUGCCAUCUUCACUACUUGACGAUUGAAAACAAUUACUAAAAGCCAUUCUGAAACUCUUGGACAGUGUUAAAUGUUAAUUCUCAUGACCUCUUUGACUGAUUAAGCAUCAAUAUUAUUGGUGAGAGAAAUGUCACUGAUUUUGAGAAGGCUAAUGACUGAUGUUGAUGUGGUUUCAAUGACCCUUUAUCUCACGUACUGUAUGUAACUUCCACAGGGUUUGACUUUGUACAAAAUGAGUACGCUCGCGCCCUCACUGAGUAUCAUGCUGUUAACAAGACUGUAAUGCACAUCAGGGCUGCUGGCUGCCGCAAACAACCAGUCACAUAUACAAUCACCGAACCCGACACACCUUUCAGAAUUGAUGAAAAAGGCCACAUUUGGCUUGAUAAGCCUCUGAACUCUGAAAAAGUGAAGUCAUAUGUUCUGCAUGUGAAGGCUGUGUGUGGAAAUGGCGAGAAGAAAGUUGCAAAUACUGUGGUACACUUUAAUGUGAUCAACAUGAACAAACAUGCGCCGCAGUUCGAAUUUGAAAAGUACAGGUGUGAUAUAGUUGAGAACACCCGUGAAAUGCGCUUUAACCCUACAUUGAGAGUCCUGGAUGCCGAUCGUGGAGAAGCUGGCAGAAUAAAGAAUGUAACAAUUGUUGAAUCUGGUCUUCCUUUUGUUUUCAUGGUUGAUGAGAAUGGAGUUGUUACUGGGAAAGCAACUCAAGACAUGGAUGCAGAGGACAUCACCAAUUACUUCUUUGACAUUAUUGCUUGGGAUAAUGGACACCCUUCUAAAUCAUCUUUCCCCGUGAGCUUGGAAUGUGAAGUGGAUGAUGUGAACGAGUUUCCACCACAGUUUAUGAAAGACAGCUACCAAGCAACCAUCCAGCGUGGGAGGACUUACGACAAUAUCUUACAGGUACAUGUACAAACUAUUUUGUUAUUUUGCAAGUUUUAUGUUAGAGGUGCAAGGGAAGAUCAAGAAGGAUGAAUAGUAUCAUUUCCACUUAUGUACCUAACUUUGUCUCUCCAAUUUUUUUUUACAAAGUAUCGGUAACUACAUUGACUUGGAUCUGUGAAAUUUCUCUUUGGCAAUCAUAGGUUGCACAUGUGUAGGGUACCCACAGAGUGCAGUAAGCCAAUCAAGCCGUUAUCAGUUUGUUGUAUGAAUCCCUCAUUACUUCGUUUUAAGAUAAUCUUUUUGCUUGACUGCAAUAUUUUUUUUUUGCAGACACUCAGUCGCCACUGGCUACAAUUUAUUUACCUAUGCCUACAGAUAAACUGGUUAAGUGGAAAUUCAACAAUGUUGUUAUUAACAUAUCUUUUUCAUUUCACUCUUCUAGAUUCUUGCUGAAGACAAAGAUAUGGGCUUGGUCAAUGGUCGUGUAUGCAAGUAUAUCGUCGAAGGUUUCAAUUUGCCUUUCAAGGUGAGUGAGCAAGGUGUUGUUAGCCUGGACGAGCCACUGGGACCAGAUGCUUAUGAUACGUAUGAUUUUCAAGUGGAUGCUGUGGACUGUAGUGGAAUGAUGUCAUUGAAAAGUGCGAAGAUAUCCAUUACCGUGAAGACACCUUGCCAUGCAGGUAGGUUAUAGCCAACAGGUUUGCAAGUCGUGAUUCACCAAUCACUGAGACUCUGUAUGCAACAUUAGUCGUGCAAUGAUGAUGCUUAUUAAGCCUUAUAAUACUUUUUUGAUUCUCUUGUUUCCUUCGUCAUUGUUUUUGUUCAAGCUCACUAGUAGCAUUACCACUCAAAACAAUUCUUGAUACAUGUAUGUGACAAUUGUCAAAAAACCAACUAUUUGAUGGACAAUGCGUGAUAAAGAAUAAUGACAUCCACAGAUACCCAUGGAGAGGGCUCUACAGCAUACCACAGAGAAACUGCUGAAUACUUUCUUUAUUGCACUUUCUCUGACCCCCAUCUCCAACCCAUUCCUUCUCUUGUUGAGAAGCUAUUUCAUCUAAAAUAGAAGUAUCAGUAUCAUUAUGCAUACAGGAUGAAAAAUUAACACUUUUUGUUCAUGUCUCUAAACUAAUUUUAGUUCAUAUGUUGUACACUGUACUGUUAUAUUGUAAUAGUAACAUCAUACGAACUUCCACUCCAACCUUAUUUAUAGGUGGUGAAUAAUUUUUGAUUUUCUGCCUACAUACUAAUACAGUGGAACCUUGAUAACUCAAACUCCCGGCUAACUCGAACUAAGUCCAAUUGCCUUUGGAUUUCACUCACUUUUCCGCCAUUUUUACUCGGUUAACUCAAAUUUCUUGGUAACUCAAAUUCACUUUUCUUUCCUUGAUCAAAAAUUCACUGAAAUUUACCCCGAUAACUCAAAUUCUGGUUCUUGUAACUCCACUCGAGUGCCAUCCCAUUAGCUCUUCUUGUUGUAUAAGGGUAAAAACACUAAAACUAACUCAGUCAACAAUGCUACGGCAAUUUAUUUUAAUUAGUGCAAUGAACGGAUCAUGUUUUAUCAUAAAAAUGGUUAAUCAUUUUACCGUUUCUUACAAAAUAAUUUAGAUUUGCAUUGCACUAUACACUGAAGUGCUGAAAAAUCAGUAACUAUCAAUUUUUAACGUGGCAAAUUAAAUUUUACAAUGACCGCGAUAACUCAAACUGUUUUUCGUUUCCCUUCAGAGUUUGAGUCACUGGGGUUCUACUGUAGUUCCUUUUGGUCAUUAAUUAUUAAUGUUAGAAGUCUAGAUUUUUGUCUGUUAUGGUGUUGGAGAGGAUGCAGGAAAUGAUAAAAAUAAUUCUAAUGUUUUAAAAAAUAUUGCUCACUCCAUUCCUUAGUUCUUUACCAAUAAUUAAACCUUGAAUCCAUUGAAUAACUUAUAAUGAAAUGAGUUUAUUUCUAUGUAUUUGCUAUUUUAAAAAAAAAGUGUCAACUUGGAUCCAAAACUGUUGAUAUCCAUUUGGAAAUGAUAAUUUUGUUGUUGUCACAUGUAAGCUGCCUCCCUUAGCUUAUAGGCUGGCACAUCAGUAUUUAUCUAUUUAUAUCUUGUUUGGUUAUGUUCUGUUUACAAUGAAAGUCAGAGUUUCGUAUUUUUUCUUGGCAUCAAAUAGAGUAUGUGUAUUACUAGCAACAAACACCUGCUAAACCAAGAACUACAUUCCUUUCCCAAGCUUANGCAUUGCACUAUACACUGAAGUGCUGAAAAAUCAGUAACUAUCAAUUUUUAACGUGGCAAAUUAAAUUUUACAAUGACCGCGAUAACUCAAACUGUUUUUCGUUUCCCUUCAGAGUUUGAGUCACUGGGGUUCUACUGUAGUUCCUUUUGGUCAUUAAUUAUUAAUGUUAGAAGUCUAGAUUUUUGUCUGUUAUGGUGUUGGAGAGGAUGCAGGAAAUGAUAAAAAUAAUUCUAAUGUUUUAAAAAAUAUUGCUCACUCCAUUCCUUAGUUCUUUACCAAUAAUUAAACCUUGAAUCCAUUGAAUAACUUAUAAUGAAAUGAGUUUAUUUCUAUGUAUUUGCUAUUUUAAAAAAAAAUUGUCAACUUGGAUCCAAAACUGUUGAUAUCCAUUUGGAAAUGAUAAUUUUGUUGUUGUCACAUGUAAGCUGCCUCCCUUAGCUUAUAGGCUGGCACAUCAGUAUUUAUCUAUUUAUAUCUUGUUUGGUUAUGUUCUGUUUACAAUGAAAGUCAGAGUUUCGUAUUUUUUCUUGGCAUCAAAUAGAGUAUGUGUAUUACUAGCAACAAACACCUGCUAAACCAAGAACUACAUUCCUUUCCCAAGCUUAGCCAAUCACAUUAUGCCUUCCAAAUUUUGGAGGGUUUACCUUGUCCACAGGGUAACGCGAUAAUUACUUGAUCUGCAUGAAACACUGAGAAAGCUUUAUGACCUCUAAUUACUCAGUCAGAUUUUAGAAUACUCUGAGCACUGCAUAACCUUAGCUAAGGAAAGAAAAGAAGGAAAAAGGUAACAAUGGGGUGAUGUUUUUACACUAUCCCAAGCUCAUGAGUUGUGUUUAACAUGUUAACACUUUAUUUCAAAACUGUUGAUUGGUCAUUAACCCCGCGAAUAAAACAACAGAAAAGGAAUGUUGUUCUCAGUUGAGCAGGCGUUUGUGGGGAGGGAAGAAAUAGAAGCUCCCUUAAAAAUGCCUGCGUGGGAGGCUAGUACAGGCGAGAUUGGUUCAAAAGGUAUUGUCCCAAUGCUGUGCUUUGCUUCAAGUUUCAUGUGAGAGAAGUGAUCAAAUAUUUUAUUAACCCUCUCACUGCCAGAGUGCUUGAUGGAGUUUUGUAAGUUGACUCUAACUUUUGAUUCUGCGGACCAAAUCCUAUGAUGUGACCAUUCAAAUGAAACCUCUUGGCCUGUACUUUCACAUGGUACUGUUUAUUUGGGAUAUAGUUCUAACUUUUGAGUCUGUGGACAAAAUCCUAUGAUGUGACCAUUCAAAUAAAAGCUCUCUGCCUGAACUCACACAUGGUGCUAUUUGUUUUUCAAAAUUUUACAAAAUGAAAUUUGCAAACUUACUCGAAUUUUGCCUUUGGCUUUAUUUGACAGUGAAAGGGUUAAUAUGAGUGAAAAAAGGUGCAAACAAGGGUGAUCAGAUUGGUUUCUAUGCAUUCCAUUAUUUAACUCGUUGUGGAAGUUUAAAGAAAUGCUGGCUACAUACACUUAAGUAUUGCGCAUGUGUAAUAUACAUUACAUGUAGGAUUACCGGCCCAUCUGGUCGCCCACAAUUAUUUUAGUAGUCUCACUGAGAGUAUACCGUAAAAUUCCGAAAAUAAUCCCCGGGGCUUAUAUUUUUCAAAGGCCUUUUUUGAGAGGCUUAUUUUUGGAGGGGCUUAUAUUCGGAGGGGCUUAUCUAUGGAGGGAAAUUUGCGUUUCAAAAUCGAGUGGACUAGCAUUACAGUUGAAAGGAAAUUUACCGUUUUUGCUUUGCUUUACUUUGUAUUUGAGGACAAUUUCCGAGUACAAGUGCCCUGGGGGCUUAUAUAUGGAGGGGCGAUUUUACGGACGGUUUUUUGCGUUACAAGUUUGGGGGGCUUAUAUUUGGAGGGGCUUAUACAUGGAGGGGCUUAUUUUCGGAAUUUUACGGUAUGAUUUUUCUUGUUGAAUUUGGGCUCAAUUUCAAACUAUUUAAACAAAUUCACUUGUUUGUUGUUGUGGUUUUUUUUACAGAGUUUGUUGGUCCUGCCAAACACGAGCUCACACUUCAACAAUGCACGGGAAAAGUGAUGGUUACUCCGGAUAUCAAACUGAAUGAUUGCGCCAGAAAGGAGAAAAAUGCCAACUUUUCUGCUCUUGUUUAUAUGGAGACACCUUCUGGGAUGGGCUGCGACAGAGAAACCUUUGAAGCAUCUGAUAUUUACACACUUUGCGGAGCAAGUGACUUUAUUGAUCUUCUUCCCAGACCUGGAACAGGCAGAGAAUGGACAAAGAAGUUGAAAGUAUUUACUAAAAAAUGGGGAGGCAAAGGUUAGUUUUUCANGCACGGGAAAAGUGAUGGUUACUCCAGAUAUCAAACUGAAUGAUUGCGCCAGAAAGGAGAAGAAUGCCAACUUUUCUGCUCUUGUUUAUAUGGAGACACCUUCUGGGAUGGGCUGCGACAGAGAAACCUUUGAAGCAUCUGAUAUUUACACACUUUGCGGAGCAAGUGACUUUAUUGAUCUUCUUCCCAGACCUGGAACAGGCAGAGAAUGGACAAAGAAGUUGAAAGUAUCUACUAAAAAAUGGGGAGGCAAAGGUUAGUUUUUCAGUAGACUAGUGAAACCUUUAUAAGCAAAUCCUGGCUGACAUCAAUGUGUACAUUUUGGCAUAUUAGCAUUCAAGUUUACCCUGUGCAGAAGAAAACGUGAAAAGAUUUAUUGUUGAUAACAGCUAAUUUUUAGCUGUAAUUGUUGUUUACUUUCAGAAAAGAAUGGCUACUUCUUUGAUGGUAAAACUUAUGUUGAAGUUCCCGACACUGCUGUGCCAGAGGACAUUGGUGAUAAGUUCACCAUCAGUACUUGGGUCAAGAUGGGUUUGUCAAAGGGUCGUCAGACCAUUGUUGCCAACACUGACAAGGAACGUCUUGACCGUGUCCACUUUUCCCUGUCAGUUUCUGGAAGCAAGCUUUUCUUUGUUCACAGACGGGAGGCAAUCCAUGCUAGCCGCAAUCUCUACUGCAAUGCGGAGUUCCAGUAUAAGCCAGUCAUCUUUGAUUUUCAAUGGCAUCACAUUGUUGUAGUUGCUGAUGGCUGCGCUGCCAAGUUGUUUAUUGAUGGAGUUCAUCAACCAUCAGUGGUGGUAACACCUGAUUGGACCCUUCACAAGUCAAAAUUGAGAAACAGGUUGACUGUUGGUGCUCGUUACCUGGCUAAGGAAGGAGUUUACAGCGAGUACUUCACAGGAUAUCUUUCUGGACUUGCAGUCAAACCCAACACCACUUUGGAUGAACAGGUUUGUUGUAUAUGUUACAGGUCAAAAUUAAAUUCAGGUUAAAAGUUUUUAACCUAGGUUGAUUGUCUCCUUAAGCCCUAGUUAUUGAUGAAUUAGGGCUUUGGUAUUUUCCUCAAAUCAACAGCCAAAUAAUAUUUGGUUUUCGAUUGUGAUGAGUAUGAACAUACUCAUGAUACAGUCAAGUGACUCCUUGUGUGACCUCCUCUCGUAAGCAGCCACCUAUAUCCAAAACACCCAAUUUUUUUCAGGCAAAGCCCUAUAAUUAGAACCUCUCAUAAGUGUCUGCAACCACUCUUUGGCCUGACAGUUUUAAAGUUUUCCACUGUUUUUAACCUCUUGUAAGCAACCGUUUGUUACAUGGGUUUUGGAUGGUGUGGUCUCUGUUCGUUGUAUGUACUAUGCCACGCAGAGACUUACGUGUACAAGGAAGGUUCAUGGAACUGCACAUAUACGUAACUUAGAAACUCCAAGUAAUAAGUUCUUUGCCAAAUAGUAGAUGGUUCUGGACCUUUUUUUGAAAAGACCCCCCUUUGGUACAAUUCUCAUAUAAGUAACCACCUCCUGUAAGCAGCGUGCAAAGAAAGUAGUGUCUGAUAGUCCAGGGCCAGUGGAUUUUGCUAUUGAGCUAGAUAAUUCUGUUUUUAACUUGCUCGACGGGCAGGUGAUGUUUUUUGAGGAAUUCAAUUAACAGAAGAACUGUGAAAUCAAUUCUGCUCAUCAAAAAGCUUUUGGAGCUAGUUGAACUGACAUCUGGGCUAGUAAAUGCUAGCUUCAGCUUGCCCGAAUGGCAAGCUGUAAAAAUGAUUUUCUUUGCACCCUGUGUAAGCAACCCAAGUAAUGACCAAUCAUUAAUGUGCCAUCAUCAUAUCAUUUCCCUAGUCUGUGCUCUCUUUGACCACAGCUUUUGACAAAUCAGCAUGCAAAAAGUCGCUCUGUUUUUGAACCGAGCAUUUUUUUUUAUCUGCCUCAGAUUCUGCAUUGUGUGGUUGGAUGCAAAGAGCAUGUAAAAGUUGACGGUCCAGUACCAGGAAAGUUCUCUGCAGAAACCAUUGAUUUUGCAACCAUCAGAAUCUCUGGCAUGGGAGCGCCAGAUGACUUUGUUAAGGCAUUGCAGCAUAUCGUGUACAUUAACGAGCGCUUGGUACCCACACCUGGAAAAAGAUCUGUGAUGAUCAUGGCCACGUUCAAUGCGACUCCCCUUCAGACGGUCAAUGUUGACAUCAAUGUUGCAGGUAACACUAGGCCAGUGAUAGUAGUACAAGGCCUGGAUGCUGACAUUGGCUUAAACUGGAUGAAGAGGAAUGUCUUGCGAGAAAAGGGGCAGCGGAUCUUUGAAACCCUAGAAAUUACUUAUGAGGGCUGCGAGAAGGAAGAGGAUUCACCUGUGGACAAAGCGCGACUUUUGGAUAUGGCAAUUGUGAGAGUUGACCCUCCGUUUAAGAAGGAAGAAAGCUUUAACUUUCCUCACGGCAUCAAAGGUUUGAAGGAAAAGGGAUUGAGUGUUAGUUUCAACAAACAAGAGCUGGUUAUCAGAGGCAUUGCCCACUUCUCGGAGUAUGAAGAUGUUCUUCGGCAGAUGGUUUACAUUAAUCUGGAUCCAGCUUCUAACUUGCACCGGGAAUUCACUGUGAGUAUUUCCUUUCUUCGUUUUCUCUCCUACUUUCAGAUUCAAUGUUGAAUAAUAUUAUUAUUGAGUCUGCAGGUAAAACCGAUAAUGUACAUGUAACAACAUUUGUAUAAAACAUCUAACCUGAGUCAUAACCCACAGGUCUGUAGACAAAAUUCUUUGAUGUGGUAGACAGAGAGGUAUUUACCUAAAUUUUCUUGAAAUAGAAUAUUUGUGCAGCCUUGCAGUGAAAGUAAACACGCUCUCACUUCCUUGAGCAAUUUAUGACUACGUGAUGUGUAGAAUUUUCAGCCUUUCAAGUGAACCUUCUUUGGCAGUUCUUAGGGGUUUGGAUCAUCACCCACACCAAGCCCAUUUUCUCCAGUACCUCUCUCUAUCUGGCAGGGGUAUUUUGCAGAAUGCAAACAGCUGCCAAAUGCUGAAUGACUCUGAAGUUUAGUGGUAAGAGUUAGGAAACAGAGUUAAUCAAGUUUCAGAUCCGUUUUCCCAGAGUCAUUGGGCAUUCGGUGGCCAUUUGGCAUCCUACAUAAUACCCCUCCUGACCUCAACCUAGAGAAUUGACAAACUAGAGUUUUUAUCUCAAGAAUGACAAAAAGAUGUGGCUUGGAUUGUUUUCUUGCCAUUUUCAAGUCUGGGUUAUUCAGAAUUCAAAUAUUAAUUUGACCUUUGUUCCUCCACAGGUGAUGGUCUCAACAUUGAAAGGCAAAUGUGUGAGUGACAAGGAACAACUUAACCUCAACACCAUCUACUCAAACAGAGGGGUAGAGAAAUAUGAUGUCAAGUAUGCCAAGAGCAACCUAAAGGAAGAGGAGAUGGCUGGAGUUGUGUCAAUGGAGGGUGGUUUUGCUGGAGUCACAUCAAACAGCAUCUCUGCUGGAAUUAUGGCUUUGAUCAUUGUUUGCAGUCUGUCUAUUUUCAUCCUUCUUGUGGUGAUUGGCAUCUAUAAGUACAGACAGUAAGUUCGUGUUUUUCUAGAUUUUUAAGAACAUACUGUACUGUGAAAAAUACAUGAAUGAUCACAAAGACUCCACAACAACUGUUACAGCAUCUAUAGUUUUUAUCCUUGAUGUACUGAAGGCAAAGAACAGCUCUAUUAUUUGACAUACUGUAUAAGCUAUGGUAUUGCAGAAAAUCAUAUCUUGGUAGCUUUUAUUCAAAAAAUUAUUUAAAGAGCUUAAUCAUGGUUUCAUCAUCAUUGUUUUUAAGCUUGAAGUUAAUCUCUUCCAUUCUUUAUAGUUUACCAUGAACUUUAUAAUAUAAUACUUUGUGCUUAACCAAAGGAAUAUUUUUUUUAAGUUUCAUUUAAAUUAAAGAGCUUGAAAAAGGUCUGUUUGGAAGUCAUGGGUUUUACAUUUCCUUUUUGCAAGUAACUUUUAACCGUCAAAGCCCUAAGAGUGAUCAGCAUCAAAUUUCUCCUCGUAAUAUCAAUGCUUUGUAAAACAGAGUGGUCAUGAGUAUUACAGACAUGAUCACACAAGAUUCAUUUGCUUGACAUUUUAUCAACGUCUCCCCACUACUUCUGUAGGAAAGGAAUAGGGGCAACAAAGGAAAAUUCAAAUUUUGAUUUGAGGGUUAAAGGGUUAAAGCUCACUUGCCCAAUGAGCAAGGCUCUCAGCAGGUCAUGUUCUAAUAAGACAUGCAAGAAGUGGACAAGUCACUUUUAAGUCCUUUAAGUUACCAGUAAACUUCACCUUGGGAAUUGCACUGCACUGCACAGUCAGAAUCAAAUGUUAUGACAUCCAUUGAUGAAAAGGCUACUUUUAUGUUUUAUCUAUUGUGCUAAAUGUUCUGUCUUACUCUUGUAGAAAACCUGAAACUGUGAAAGUUGCUGCACCAGGCGACGACAAAGAAGAGAUGUACUGGGACGACACUGGUCUCAGUGGUGUGCGUAUUACGCUUAAUCCCAUGCAGAAAUUUCAGGAGCUUGAUCUGAAUGAAGACGGUGCGAACACAGACAAGUCUGACACAGAAGACGAGGAGGGCGGGGCCGCCAAGGGCUUGCUCGAGUGGGAUAAUUCUGAUAUGUAAACAGGAUCAAUUAAAGUUUCUGGGUAACUGACCAACCCCCUCCCCCACUCAGUCACAAUUUUGCCCAAAGUGAGAAGGAAGUGUUAAUGUUGACUUAGGGGAGGGGUAGGUGGUUAGUCAUCCACAAACCUCAGUUGAUCCUGUAAACAUCUGUACUGUGCCUCUGGUAGUUCUUUAAUGCUACAUUACAUGUGCGUCCAAUGUAGCAACUUUUUUUGCAGUUAUGGUACUAAAGUUAUUUCGUUGGAUUUAAAAUUUUGGUUGAGUGAACAUCAUACAAACUGCAAAGGGAAGCUAUUUCUUCUAGACAUAUUGGAUUUAUACAUCUAACCAUUCUUCAAUCAACUUUAUAGUACAACUUUUUUUUACCAUUUUUGGUUUGCCUUUACCUUUUUUUACACUAGGGCAAUUUUUUGUCCACUAUAUAUGCUUUAGUGUGUCAGUUUUUUGUAGAGUUUUUUUUUAGUUGAAAUUAUUUGUACGAGGGGUAAGGAUUUAUAAUACAAUAUGGAUUUAGGGAUGAUGUAUAGUUGAAAACUGGUGAUUUUUCUAAUGUUGUUUUUUGUUUUGAUGAAUUUUGUUAAUCUUUAUCUAAAUGUUGACAUGAAACAAAUGAAAAAGCCAAAAAAAAAAACGGUAUUAAAUAAACAUAGUAACCAAUUGCAAGUGUGAAGGAAGCCAUAAACAUCGUAAAAAUAAUAUUGUGAAAGCUGUAGUUACUAAUCCGAUUUGUAGACUGGAAAUAAUCCUGUGUUUGGAGUUCGUUCUACCUCUGGAAUUCCAGGAAAUUUGUUGGAAUUUUAAACCUUUUUUCCAGGGUCGUGAAAAAUUUGGGGAAUUUCAAAAUUUUGUUGGAUGGAUGUCGUAAAAGAUGCACGUGAGAGAAAGAGAAGCUGUUAGUUUUUUAA